Messenger RNA from Caenorhabditis auriculariae, 584 nucleotides. The record is from the annotation of a GenBank genome assembly. Lineage: Eukaryota; Metazoa; Nematoda; Chromadorea; Rhabditida; Rhabditidae.
AUGGACGAAGUAAGAUUUUUAAAUAGUGAUUUCAUUUUUCGCGAAAUUUCAGAUUCUUAGUCCGUCAAAGUCUGAAGAGCAAACAACAUUUCAUUUUGAUGAGUCUUUUGGCGACAGGACUUAUGACUUACGAGUUCGGAUUUUUUUUUUCUUGAUUGGGAUUCAUAUAACUUUCUGAUUUCUUUUAGAGAACUCUUGAAAGUUUUCUUCAUUUCCAAUGCAUCUUUUCGUAAUUUUUUAGGGUGCGAAAACUAUAAUCAAUCUUCUCAUGAAGCAUUUGAGUAAUCAAUGGAAGAAGGAUUUUUUUUUUAAAUUUGUAAACAGUUUAUAUUGAAGUUUUUGUAGGUUUAACUGACUUUUUGCAGAGCGGUAAUGACGCAGACGAUGAAUUGACUAUGGGCGCCGAAACCUUGGAAGAACAAUUGGCUGCUUGUGGCUCGAUAUUCGGUGGCUCAUCAACGGAAACAAGUCCUAUUUGCUCAUCUCCAUCUGUUUCUUCUAUUGCUACCUGGGUACCUCUUUAUCAGAGCGAGGAAGACUGCACGUCUACUGAGGGUUCUUAUUACAUAGUUCAUGCCAACUGA